UGGGAUCCUUUGGGGUAUUUAUCCAUUCCCUCCCUUCCUUUCUUCCCCCCUCCCAGCUCAGCCCGGCUUUCAGAGCCCAGCAAGGUCUGACCUCAGCCUCUUCCUCUCCAGGAUGGACAAUUUUCUUCUCUCCAUCCUGUGCUAAACAAUUCCUGUCCCUGGUCCCUUUUCUCAGAUCCCAAGCACCAUGAGGGCUCGCGCCCCCAUCUCCUCAGCAGGACCAGCCCUGGCCAUCCUCCUGAGCUGCCUGCUCUCCAGGACACACAGCCAGAGCCCAGAGCCCUUCCAGGACAGCACAGCUACCCUGGAGCUGCUGAGCCAGGAGCAUCCCCCUGGGCUGCUGCAGCCUGGCUCCCUGCAGGGCAUCCCAGUGCCCAACGUGUCCCAGGGCAGCCCCUCGGAGCCGCCGCUGCUGCCCGUGUGCGCCCGGCCCGCCGACAUCCGCCACGCCUUCAAGUACAUCAACACCCUGGUGUCCUGCUCCAUCUUCCUGGUGGGCAUCGUGGGCAACUCCACGCUGCUGCGCAUCAUCUACAAGAACAAGUGCAUGAGGAACGGCCCCAACGUGCUCAUCGCCAGCCUGGCCCUGGGCGACCUGCUCUACAUCCUCAUCGCCCUGCCCAUCAACGUCUACAAGCUCCUGGCCAAGGACUGGCCCUUCGGAGUGCAGGUCUGCAAGCUGGUGCCCUUCAUCCAGAAAGCCUCGGUGGGCAUCACGGUGCUCAGCCUCUGUGCCCUCAGCAUCGACAGGUACCGGGCCGUGGCAUCCUGGAGCCGCAUCCAGGGCAUGGGGAUCCCGCUCUGGAAGGCCGUGGAGGUGCUGCUGAUCUGGGCUGUGGCCGUGGUGCUGGCAGUGCCCGAGGCCAUCGCCUUCGACAUGGUGGAGCUGAGCUACUGGGAGCAGCACCUGUGGGUGUGCAUGCUGGCCUCGGAGCAGAAAUCCCAGUUCAUGAGGUUUUACCGGGAUGUGAAGGACUGGUGGCUUUUUGGUUUCUAUUUCUGCCUGCCCCUGGUGUGCACGGGCAUCUUCUACACCCUCAUGUCCUGUGAGAUGCUGAGCAAGAGGAAUGGGAUGAGGAUCGCCCUGAACGACCACAUGAAACGGCGCAGGGAGGUGGCCAAGACCGUGUUCUGCCUGGUGGUGAUCUUCGCGCUCUGCUGGCUGCCCCUGCACCUCAGCCGCAUCCUCAAGAAAACCAUCUACGACCAGACGGACCCCAACCGCUGUGAGCUGCUCAGCUUCCUUCUGGUGAUGGAUUAUUUCGGGAUCAACAUGGCCUCCCUCAACUCCUGCAUCAACCCCGUGGCUCUGUACUUUGUCAGCAGGAAAUUCAAGAACUGCUUCCAGUCCUGCCUGUGCUGCUGGUGCCAGAGGCCAGCCCUGAGCAUCACCCCCACAGAUGAGAAGGGAUCUGCUGGGAAGUGGAAAGCCACGGGGCAGGAGCUGGGGCUGGACAGGAGCAGCUCCCGCCUGAGCAACAAGUACAGCUCAUCCUAAAGCCCUGCCACAUCCAGGACAAGGCACAAGGACAGCAGGACCCCUCCAAUCCUCUCCCAGGCUCCACUGAAUCAGCUUUGCCUUCGUGUCCAACCCAACUGGAAGGAGCUGGAGCAUUCCCCAGCUCCACCCUGACCCCAGGCCCCUCUGCAGCAGAGGGACUCACAUCCUCACAGGAUUCUUCAUUUCCUCACAGGAAAACCAAAGGCACUUCUGGCCAUUGCCUGGGGGUGGAAGGUGGGGUGGGAAUGUGGGAAGGGAAGGAAGGUUGGGGUGCUCACUCUGAGACGGAUGUGGGGUGAGGAAGAGAGGGACAGGGACAAUUCCCAGCUGGAAAAGUCAAGCAAAGCUUGGAGAAAUCCCUGGAGAUGUCCUCAUGGUCAUGUGGAGGUGGGAAAGGCACUGGGGAAGGUCCAAUCUCAGCUGCAAGAGCCACUAGAACCUUACUGAAAUAUGGGAAAGGGCUCUUUAGGAUUUGUUAUUGGCAGUAAUUCAUCCCCCAGGUGAUUUCCCAGCAAUUUUCAAGGCCAGGUUGGACAGGGCUUGGAGCACCCUGAUAUAGUGGGGGGAGUGAAGGUCCCUCCCAACCCACACCAGUCUGGGAUUGCAAUCCCUGUGAUCCCAUCCUAACAUUCUUGCCAGAACUUUCAGGAGAGCUCUGUGAAAAAGUUGUAUUCACCAGGUUUUUAUUUGUUGGUUUUCCCACAGCUCUCUUUUCCCUCUCUCUCUUUUCCUUCCUUCCCCCUUCUACUUUGUCAUGGAAAAAAAUGGAGAGAGGAAAAGGGGAGAAGAGAUGAGACCUGCAAUUAAAACAUUUUCCAGGUGUUGGGGUGGAUUUUUUAGCUUAACUUUCACUGAAAUGUAAAAGUUUUACAAAUAAAUCAUAAAGACAAAUGGUUUCAUGGAAAACAGAGACUGAGGAAUAUCAAGACCAGCCCAUU
Messenger RNA from Catharus ustulatus (Swainson's thrush), 2439 nucleotides. RefSeq names its product endothelin receptor type B-like. The coding region runs from base 188 to 1498 and encodes 436 amino acids. The record is from RefSeq and is a predicted model, not a curated record. Gene Ontology annotation, molecular function: endothelin receptor activity. Gene Ontology annotation, biological process: vasoconstriction; enteric nervous system development; G protein-coupled receptor signaling pathway. Gene Ontology annotation, cellular component: membrane. Lineage: Eukaryota; Metazoa; Chordata; Aves; Passeriformes; Turdidae. The transcript has 7 exons.